Molecule: messenger RNA, 869 nt
Organism: Gongylonema pulchrum
Lineage: Eukaryota; Metazoa; Nematoda; Chromadorea; Rhabditida; Gongylonematidae
Source: the annotation of a GenBank genome assembly
AUGGAGAAGUGUAACGAAAUUCGUGAAAGGAGCGGUCUGGAGCACAGCCAAGAUCUGUCCUCACUGGUGAUCAAACCGGUACAGCGAAUUACUCGAUAUCGGCUGAUGCUUGAGCAGCUAUUGAAGAACUGUAAAAAUAAUGUCGAUGAAUUAAGGGUCUGCAUUUAUCAAAUUCAUUCAUUCAAGUGCAAAUUUGUCGUGUACUAUAACGACGAAACGCUCGCUGGACAAAAUAAAUAUCGCUGUUUAUUGCAGGAAGCGUAUGACGUUGUUGUUAGUGUGCCACGGCGAGCCAAUGAUCUGAUGCAUCUCGGCAAUUUCGAGAAUUACCAGAAGCUAGGUGUUAUCGGUGCAUUUGUUAUGCAAGAGCCAUUCAUGGUCUGGGAUCCAAAAGCAUAUUUCAAGAAAGCACGUGAACGACAGGUCUUUUUGUUCGAACUUUGCGUCGUGUUCGCCAAAAAAAUCGAACUGUCCAGUCGAGCAGUCAGAUAUCUGGCUGAGAUAAAUGUUUGUGAGCAUGUAGAGGGCGACUCGAGCAAAUUUGCCUUACGACAAGGAAACGUGCCGAACACCGAGAUGCGCACCGAGCUCAAGGCUGCAAAUGAGCAGUGUAAGGUGCACUGGGUGAAGAAAAUCCGCGAAUUAAUGCAAGGACUGAUGACUGCCAAUCUCGGUAAUAUGUUUUUUGAAGUAGAAAAUAUCUUCUUCACUGCAAAAGCUUUUCAAAAAUUCCGAAGCUUCUCACAUUUCUGCUGUGGUCACAUCAAAAUUCAGCUUCCGACAGGAGAGAGUUUGUUUCUGUGCCCGUUAGCCAAAACAGUUACCUCUUGGCUUGACCCUGCUUUAUUUUCUUGCUGCCAACUUUAAAA